AUGAAAGAUCUUGGUCCUCUUCGUUAUUUUCUUGGCCUUGAGAUUGCUUAUUAUCGUCGAGGUUACUUGGUGUCUCAACAGAAGUACAUAUCUAACAUUUUUCGACGAGCUGAUAUCACUGAUCUUCGCACUGCCUCUACCCCUAUUGAAUUGCAUCACCAUCUCUCCUCUUCUGAUGGAGAGCCUCUACCUGAUACUACUCGCUAUCGUGCUCUUGUUGGUGCUCUUGUCUAUCUUACUAUUACUCGGCCUAAUAUUUCAUAUGUUGUUCGUGUUCUUAGUCAAUUUGUGAGUGUUCCUCGCUCUACUCAUUACGCUUCCCUCUUACGAGUUCUUCGUUAUCUUCGUGGCACUAUAUCUCGCUCUUUACUUUUUUCUGCCACAUCUUCUCUUGAGUUGCGCGCCUAUUGUGAUGCUGAUUGGGCAGCUGAGUAUGAUGCUAUGUCUUCUACUGCUAAGGAGGUUCUUUGGUUGCGAUAG
Molecule: messenger RNA, 480 nt
Organism: Dioscorea cayenensis subsp. rotundata (Guinea yam)
Lineage: Eukaryota; Viridiplantae; Streptophyta; Magnoliopsida; Dioscoreales; Dioscoreaceae
Exons: 2
Coding region: 1-480 (159 amino acids)
Source: RefSeq, a predicted model, not a curated record